CUAAUGUAGAAUAAUGAAUUUUUUUAAUGUAGGAGACUUUUUCAAUGAUUUUUACAUUGUACGUUGGUAUUUGUACAUUGUACAGCUGUAUUUUAUGCAGUUUUUUGUACUGAUCAUCAGUGAUUGUUUUGGUUACACUUGAAAACAGAGGUCCAUCUAAUUAUUCAUUUACUGCUAUUAAAAACUCUGUUAUAUAAAUAAGAUAUGAUUAGAUUUGUCAGUUGCUUCCUAAAAUGAUGUCCACUGCUUCUUUUCUUUCUUUUUUUUUAAGACUCAUGUACACCAAGACUAGCUUAGCAUGACAGAUAACAACUUAAUCCCUCUUACAAUAUAAAGUGUACCAAUGCAAACCGUGAAUAAACAGAGUGAGAUCUUAUUGAUAUGCCCCUGUUGGAGAAACCACACCUCUGCUAUAUAGUCACAUCCUGUUAAGAGUGUGGUUUCAGCCAACAAGCUGAUAUCAUUGCUGCUGCUCUAUAUCGACUACGUCUGCUUAACAACAUGGCUAAACUGCUACAAGUCAUUUCAGUUUUAAUCAUUGUUUUCAGCAUAUUUCAAGGUACAGGUACGACUGUUCAACCAACAACAACAGUUCAACAAGGUACGACUGCUCUACGAACAACAACAACAACAACAACAGUUGGAAGAGAUGUCACCACUGAAACGCACCAUCCAUCAAGCACAGCAUCUUUGACCACCCGUGCUACCAUUGUGACUAAUUCUCAAAGCACAGCUUUGAAUGAAACACCUCCAACAAACAGCACAUCUCCUCAAACAAGUAUCCAUCUAACAACCACAUCUUCACAGUCACACACAUUGUCACAUGGCAAGAUCACCACCACUGACCAAAACAAAACGACUAUAGUUGUCAGUAACAGCAGUGGAACCACUGCUUUAAAGACCACCAAACUCACUACUGAAGAACACAAUAAGACAGGAAAAUUGAACACAACCCCAAGUUCAGCUUCAAGUAAUGACAGAGAAGACAGCUUGGCAAGAAACCCAGGCCUUGUGGCUAUCUUGUGCAUUUUCUUCAUCACUUUGGCCUUGGUGAUUGUGGUUGUGAUCGCUAAGAUGAUCCGCUGCAGUAAAACCUCGCAAUUUGAAAGGCUGGAUGACGUACCUAUGAACAAGGUGAACGAGGAAGCACCAUUUGCUCAAUACCCUCCACAAUAGACAAGACUUUCAAGACUUUCAUGGUGUGGGCAACAGGCAUGACAGUGUAAAUGCAAACUGGAAAAUGGGUGGAGUUAUGGAUGGAGUCCAAAAUGUCCUGCUUCAUGGAAAACCUGUAGCGCAUUGUUAAUAUGUAGCAUAAUUACAUGUCACACAUGUUUUAAAAAUGCUUUAAAAAUCUGAAUGCUAUUAUGAAUUAUUUUAAUGUCAGAUUAAGUCUGUUUGGUUAAUUCACAUGAUCAAAAGAGGGCGCCACUAUUAUAUGUGGGCUUUGUGUGUCGAUGUGUGUGCGAGAGAGAGAGAGAGCGCAUGGGUGUGUGCAUGUGUAGGUGAGUAUGUGGGUUUAUCAAUUGAGUCAUGCCAUUUCAUUUGGCUUGAAUGUUUGCCCACUAUACUGUACAUUCACUAACUAGACUAUAUUUGCUCUUAGAACUAUUGUUGGACAUGUGUGCAAGGGUUGGUGAAGUUUCAGCAUAGCUUUGAGUGCUUUUAGGUACUUUGAGCUUAGUAAGAAAGAAUUAUUUUAAUAUA
This is a messenger RNA of Ictalurus furcatus (blue catfish), 1707 nucleotides long. RefSeq names its product integumentary mucin C.1-like. The transcript has 4 exons. Bases 502 to 1176 code for a protein of 224 amino acids. NCBI's taxonomy places the organism in Eukaryota, Metazoa, Chordata, Actinopteri, Siluriformes, Ictaluridae. The record is from RefSeq and is a predicted model, not a curated record.